AUGAAUAUUAAAAAUAUUUUGGUGUUUGUUGCUUUAAAUUUUAUUGUUAACAUUUGUAAUGGUGAAUUUGAACCUUUAUCACAACCAUUAAAAGAUGAUCAAAAACCUUUAACAACCGACAUUUUAAAUCUUUAUGGUGUUGCACUUAAUGAUCCAUGUUCAUAUGAUGUUUUUUCAUGUUACAAUAUUCCAAAGAAUGACCAAGAUCCAACUGCAUAUGUAGGACAAGUAGUAGGUGAAAUUAAUAUUUCAAACCUUGGUAAGCAAUAUACAAUUAGUGAUUUAUCACCAUUUGCACUCAGCUUAGAGUAUUUAAAUAUUAUUGAUGACCAAGUAACAGUUGGCGACAGUUUUUGGAAUUCAAUUGAUCAAUUUACCAAAUUAAAAAAGAUUAGAAUCUCAAAACAAUCAUCUACAAUUGGAUCAACAUCAUUCCCACAACAAUUAGAGGAAAUUGUUAUUGAUAAUUAUGGUGGUCAAGUUUCAGAUGUUUUCUUUAAUUCAAACUUAAAGUCAUUAGUAAUUAAUGGUGCUUUAUCAGGUUUUUCCUACAAUACUCAAUUCCCAUCAAAUAGCAAAUUACAAAAUUUAUAUUUGGUUGUUACUUCAAGUUUCCCAAGUGGUUUUGAUGGUUUAAAGGGUCUUAAUACUUUAGGUUUAAAGAUUGAUAAUCAAAAAAGUUUAUCAGCAUUCACAAUUCCAAAUGAAUUUAAUAAACUUUCAAAUCUUGAUUCUUUAUCAUUUUUAUUCACCACUGAUAAUCCAGUUUAUACUUUCCCAUCAAGUGUUCAAAAUAUCCCAUCAAUGAAAUCCCUCUUCAUUUCUGGUAAUGGUUUUGCAACUCCAUCAUCUGGUUUUAAUUAUGAUUUCACUAAAAAUCAAAAUAUUAGACUUGAUUUCAAUGGUUUAUCAAAUUUACUUUCAUGUUCACAAAAGCCAUGCAUUAAAGUAAAUGCAAAUUCAAAAAUCGGUACUGUUGAUUCCAGUUACUCAUUUACUAAUAUUGAUUUGACCAAUUUCGUUACAAUUCACAUUACAGGAAAUACUAUUGAACAACCAUUACCAGCAAUUAGUUAUGAUAAAAUUAGUUAUGCAGCUUUUAUUAAUAGUGGUUUUAAUGGUGCUAUUCCAGAUGGUUAUUGCUCAGUUAAUUUUAGAAAAUAUAGAUUAUUUAAUAAUAAAUUAACAUCAGCUCCAUCAUGUUUAUCAUGUGCCAUGUAUAGUGAUGAAGUUUCAUCAGUUUUAUUACCAAAUGGUUUUUCAAAGCCAUCAUCCCCUUGUGUAAAUAAAAAAGAAGUUAAAGUUUCAACAAAUGGAGCUCAAACAUCAAUUGAAGGUUUAGGUUUUGAAACCAAUCUAUCAUCAACUAAUGGAAAAAUUGUUAUUGCCCCUUCUUUAUCAAUUUCAAAGUUAAAUUCUUUAAUCACCGUUAAUGCUUUCCCAGGUGAAGGUUCAAGCAAUUUAUUUAAAUAUAAUUUAAAUGGAGUUGAACUUGAAUUAACAGUUUCAUAUGAACCACCAGUUAUUAAUGAUCAAAAGGUUAAUACCGAUUCAAUAACUCUUAUGGGCACUGGUUUUUCAACUAUCGGUAAAAAUACAGCAGUUAUUCACUAUUUUGAUAGAACAACUACCUUAUAUAUUACUUCAUCUGAUAGUGUUACCUUAAAUAUACCCAGAGAUACAAUCGAGGAAUUAAUUUCUGAACAAGAUGGCUAUGAAUUAAGUGUUGUAGUUACUGUUGCUGAUCAAGUCUCAUCUAAUUACACCAUUGGAAACCCAGAUUUCCCAUCAAGCUCGUCAAUUUUAUCCCCAAUGUCAAUUUUCAACAUUAUCCUCGUUUCUUUGUGUUUUGUUUUAUAUUUUUAA
Molecule: messenger RNA, 1866 nt
Organism: Dictyostelium purpureum
Lineage: Eukaryota; Evosea; Eumycetozoa; Dictyosteliales; Dictyosteliaceae
Exons: 7
Coding region: 1-1866 (621 amino acids)
Biological process (GO): pinocytosis
Cellular component (GO): plasma membrane; phagocytic vesicle
Source: RefSeq, a predicted model, not a curated record